Xenopus laevis (African clawed frog) is the source of this 1669-nucleotide messenger RNA. RefSeq names its product pancreatic lipase-related protein 2. The record is from RefSeq and is a predicted model, not a curated record. Lineage: Eukaryota; Metazoa; Chordata; Amphibia; Anura; Pipidae. The transcript is spliced from 13 exons. Bases 49 to 1488 code for a protein of 479 amino acids.
AGGCAGGGGAACAUCACCCAGAUCAAGUGCAUUGGAUCCAGUAACAGGAUGGUUGAACGCUGGGGGCUGAUUUUUUUCCUGCUCAGAUGCGCACAAGGAGGAAACAUUUGCUAUGACAGACUUGGGUGCUUUACAGACGAAGCCCCAUGGGGGGGCACUGCAGAGAGACCACUGGGGCGAUUACCUAUGUCUCCAGAAACGAUAAAUACUCAAUUCCUUUUGUUCACUAAAGAAAACCCUGAUAACUUCCAGGUGAUCAGCGCGCUCGAUCAUUCAUCAGUUUCCACAUCCAAUUUUAAUUCCAGUAGAAAAACUCAUUUUAUCAUUCACGGCUUCCUCAGCUCAGCAGAGGACAGUUGGCUCAUGGACAUGUGUAAGACGAUACUGAAAGUUGAAGACGUGAACUGUUUUUGCGUAGACUGGAAAGGGGGGUCCCGCACCCUUUACACCCAGGCAGCCAAUAACAUCCGAGUCGUGGGGGCCGAGGUGGCCCAUUUCAUUGGCUUCCUCUCAAGCAAUUAUAAUUACUCUCCAUCUGAGAUACAUAUUAUUGGUCACAGCCUGGGGUCCCACACUGCAGGGGAAGCUGGGAAGAGGGUACCUGGCCUUGGGCGAAUUACGGGCCUGGAUCCGGCUGGUCCCCUAUUCCAGGACACCCCCCCAGAGGUGAGACUGGAUCCAACUGACGCUGACUUUGUAGAUGUCAUUCAUACAGACACAUCUCCGCUCAUUCCCAAUGUAGGUCUUGGAAUGUCCCAGUCAGUUGGUCACUUGGAUUUCUUUCCAAAUGGAGGAGAAACCAUGCCCGGGUGUGAGAGGAACAUAGCAAACCAACGUUUAGGAAUUAAUGAACUUUGGGAAGGAGCAGAUGUGCUUGUGGCCUGCAAUCAUCUCCGGAGUUUCAAGUAUUAUACAGAGAGUAUCCUCACUCCUGAUGCAUUUGUGGCAUUUUUCAGUGAUACGUAUGAAGAAUUUAAGAAGGGAGCCGGAUUCCCAUGUCCCAGUUCUGGUUGCCCUUUGAUGGGGCACUAUGCAGAUAUGAAUGGUCAGGGCACAUUAAGCGGCCAGUCAUUAUACUUGAAUACCGGAGAUGUUCAGCCUUAUGCACGCUGGAGGUACAGGGUGACUGUGAAGACCAGUGGCACGUUGAACUUUAUGGGAUAUAUUAACGUGGCUUUACAUGGACUUAAAGGGAACACUAAGAGACAUGAGAUUGCCAGUGGGUACAUUAAAUCUGGAGAGACCUACACAGCCUUCAUUGAUGUAGAGGCUGAUGUUGGACCCUUCACAACCUUGAGCUUCACAUGGAACAAGAGCCUCGUCAGCCUCAUUCCAUUCACCUUCAGUGCCAACACUAUAUCCGUGCAAUACGGGAAGGAUGGACAGACGUACCAGUUUUGUGGCACAGAGACGGUCAAGGACAAAGUGCUGCAAAACCUGACUCCCUGCGACUCCCAUUCUCUCAACCAAUUAAAGUCUCGUUUUUAAGACAUGUAAUAACCUAAGGCAUUGUUUCCCAGUCAAGUCAUUUUUGGACUAUAAAUUAUUAGUUUAUGCUUGUACCGGUAAAGUUCAACACUUCUGACUUGAGAUUCCAGAGAUGCUCAGGCGCCAUUUGCACUACAUUAAAGAACAACAUACAUUUAGCAAAAUAAAUUCAUACACUAUA